Molecule: messenger RNA, 753 nt
Organism: Aspergillus nidulans FGSC A4
Lineage: Eukaryota; Fungi; Ascomycota; Eurotiomycetes; Eurotiales; Aspergillaceae
Product: superoxide dismutase sodM
Exons: 2
Coding region: 1-642 (213 amino acids)
Biological process (GO): removal of superoxide radicals; superoxide metabolic process
Cellular component (GO): mitochondrial matrix
Molecular function (GO): superoxide dismutase activity; metal ion binding
Source: RefSeq, a predicted model, not a curated record
AUGUCCACCCAGAAAUACACUCUCCCACCCCUUCCCUACGCCUACGAUGCCCUUGAACCCAUCAUCUCCUCCCAGAUAAUGACCCUCCACCAUCAAAAACACCACCAAACGUACAUCACGAACCUGAACGCCUCGCUCGAGGCACAAGCUAGUGCCACGCAAGCAAACAACGUCCCCUUGCUCAUCUCUCUUCAGCAAAAAAUAAAAUUUAACGGCGGCGGUCAUAUUAACCACUCCCUCUUCUGGGAGAAUCUGGCACCGUAUAAUUCGCCCGCCACGGACAUUGUCGCGUCCGCUCCGGAGUUGAAGCGCGCAAUUGAGGGCCAGUUCGGCUCUGUAGAGGCGUUCAUCAAGGCCUUCAAUACUGUUCUACUGGGAAUCCAGGGGAGCGGAUGGGGGUGGCUUGUCAAAGACUCGGCGGGCAAACUGGACAUUGUGACGACAAAGGACCAGGAUCCUGUCACGGGGCUUGUGGCGAUCUUUGGUGUUGAUAUGUGGGAGCAUGCGUAUUACUUGCAGUAUUUGAAUAACAAGGCGGCGUAUGUGGAGGGUGUGUGGAAGGUGCUGAACUGGGGGGUAGCGGAGGAAAGAUUCAAGAGUGGUGUUCCAAUUGAGGUCAGUGGAGGUGGGAUUAAGCUGUAAAUGGGCGGGUGCUAGCAUCCUGCUCAGUAUCUCCUUUUGACUAGAAUCUAUAGAUGAGAUAGGGCUUCUUGACUCUGCUUGUCUCGUUUUAUCUUCAAGCGUGCUCAUGAC